AUGUUCUCCAAUUUUGUGACUGCAGCGAAAGGAUUAUUUGCGCGUCACGAGUCUGAAGACAUCCUCGCAGAUCCUGCUGGUGCCCCCGCUGCAACUACAUCCGAUAUGGUGACCGCUACCAGAAGAGGGACGGUCACGACCAAAAAGCCGAUUACCAAUGGUGCUGCUAAGCAAGGAAAGCGAAAGGCUCAGCCUGUGACUACAGAGAAGUCAAAUGACAAGCAGAACAAGCGGAGGAAGAGGAAUAGCCUGGAAGCCCAGGAUACGAUCAAUGAAGAUACCACACCCGAUGCUGUGACCGAGUCAGCUACAGACGAAGAAGAUUCAGCGCCCAAGAAGCACUUCCGGUUUGGCAGCGAGGACCCAGAAACCUCUGUUCCAGAGACACAGCCCGAGCCGGUUCCUGCGAAGCUUCAGCAGGAGGAAGACGAGGAUAGCGAUAGUGAUGAUGAUGUGCCUGAGACGAUUGACAAUUCUGCCCAACUUUUGAAGAUCAAGGAGCAGGCCAGGAAACAGGAGAAGGCAAAACAACAAGAGGAGCACUUGAAGAAGGAAAAGCGCCGGAAGCUCGAUGAGACCCGCAAGUUGCAAGCCAAGUCCAAACCCAAGGAGAUCACCGCCCCGAGCGAGGACCUUUUGUCCGAAAGCACCACCACCGUGCAAGGCGAAAGCACAGAAGAUGCCCGACGACGCACGCUGCCCGCUUUGCUCCCCGACGAUAUCCUGAACGCCGAGCCUGUCGUUCGUCCUCCGACGCCGCCCGCCGAAGAUAACUUUGGAUUUGCUAUUCCUAAGAAGUCAAACAAGCUCAGGUUCCUGGAGAAGACCGAGAAUGCCCCCAAAGAUGUGCAAGUGGGCGAUGUCACCAUUCGAGUGCUUGAUGCCCCGUCCACGAAACAAAGUUCGAAGCCCGCGUUGCCCCCCAAAGCUUCCAAGAGUGGGCGGGGUCUGAAGGAGGGUUGGCUCAAGCAACAAAAGAGCACAGCGCACGUCAACGGUCUACGGAGGACAGCGGGUAGCUCGUCUGGCUUCAAGCGUCGAUAA
Molecule: messenger RNA, 1044 nt
Organism: Penicillium daleae
Lineage: Eukaryota; Fungi; Ascomycota; Eurotiomycetes; Eurotiales; Aspergillaceae
Exons: 2
Coding region: 1-1044 (347 amino acids)
Biological process (GO): rRNA processing
Molecular function (GO): snoRNA binding
Source: RefSeq, a predicted model, not a curated record